AUGCCAGGAAUGAUGAAGUAUCAAGACGUCUCUUUCGCAAGUCUAUCACUGGCCGAAAAAGUUCCGAACGACAAAGAACGAAAGAAAGAGAAAAGAGAUUUCAAGACAGGUUCUGCAUCUUUUAUACUCAUGAUUGCUCUUGGUGAUGUGGACAUCAACACACGGGAUCCCACACAUUGGUCUUGCCAAUGCUCGAUGGCUACGCUAGAAUUCUCGGAUCGCGAAUUCGCUUCGGUCACGUUGUGCCAUUUGAAUGCGUGGAAGAGGGACGAGAGUGCUCUGGCGAACCCCAAAAUGAAAGCUUUGCGGGAUCGCAACUCGACGGAGCUUCUUCACAAAGUGCUCACCAGAAUACACGCUGAUCAUGGUUCACGACAUGCGUACACCUAUGAGGACCUCGUCAUUAGUUGCACCUACAACGCCAAGUCCUGCAACACAACAGACUUUCGCGAGUUCUACGACCCAUCUCAUGGUAUUUGUCAAACGUUCAACUUCGACGGCAACAAGACUUCGUCAAGAGCAGGACCCCUGUACGGUCUGCGAAUGGUGAUCCGAACUGAUCAGGCGAAAUACCUGCCGACGAAGUACCGUUCCCGGAUGUGUUUCGGUUACUUUCGCCUGCUCCGAACUGCCACGUCACUAGGUGUUCGAUUCAUCAGUACUACCAGACUUCCAGAACCGCACGGCACCUGCACCAGGCAGAAAACAGUGAAUGGCAAGCACUACAGCGGAAAUUACGAUGUGGAGUCGUGCUUCCGCAAUUGUCUACAGGAGCGAAUCGUGGCCGACUGCGAAUGUUACGAUCCGGCUUAUCAGCACGCAGAUGACGGCGGAGCUACUCCGAGCUGUGCUGAUGGAAAUCAAACUAAAAAC
Ostertagia ostertagi is the source of this 873-nucleotide messenger RNA. The record is from the annotation of a GenBank genome assembly. Lineage: Eukaryota; Metazoa; Nematoda; Chromadorea; Rhabditida; Trichostrongylidae.